CCUGAGUGCCUGAGGUAGCGAUCCUACCUGUGUAUCAACAAGAACAGCUCACUAUUGACAAAUUCAACAGAGCAACAGAUUCGACAGUCUCUAGCAUAUGCAUCCCGAAUGCACUAAUAGCCGAUGCAUUAGUGCCCCUCUGGUCAUGAGGUACCACCGCGGAAACUCCAAAUGGACAACUCCAUUCAAUAUCCGCUAGGAAUCAAGCGUCAAGAUGUGGUGGGACUAGGCAUCACAGCAUUAGUCGCCCGUCUUGAUGCUGUUAUCAAGUUCGGCCGGCGUACUGAGCUACCAUUGCUCGAGAGAGAAAAGUGCAUCUAUGAGCGCCUCGGAAACGAUCACGAUGGGGUUCUCCGAUAUUAUGGAAACCUAGGGGACGCUCUUAUCUUACAAUAUGCCUGCCAUGGCUCUGUAAGACAAUACUAUGCCAGCCAAGCCAAGCCGGUGUCGCUCUCACUAAAACUUGCCUGGGUUGAACAGAUCACAGCUUCGGUCGCUUUUAUCCAUUCCAGAAAUGUGUUACACGGGGAUAUCUCCUGUAACAACGUCAUGCUCGAUGAAGACCUCAAUGCGAAGCUUGGCGACUUUGCUGGGUCUUCGGUGGAUGGACAAGAUCCUCUCAUAUGCUAUGAGACCAGUCACGAACAUCCUGGAAUCAUAGGUAUCUCGACAAGAAGUGAGCUCUUUGCUGUUGGUUCUACUUUCUAUGAGAUCAUGACAGGAUCCAAACCAUACAAAGAGUUGUCAGAUACGGAGAUAAUCCGUGCAUAUAAAGAAGGGAAGUAUCCAAGUCUGGUCUCUUUGGCCGCGUUUAACGAGACUAUUUAUAAGUGCUGGACUCAAGGUUAUGCAAGUGUGGAUGAAUUAUUAGAGGAUGUGAAGGCCGAAGUUACUACCAAGUCCAAAACUAUGGCACCAUUUCAACCCUUUGCAUUCCGUCACAGCACCGCAUUCCCAGUCGUCCUUACUCUCAUGUCCCUGCUUCCUAUAUUAUUCUGGGCUAGACACCGUCGUUAAGUGGUCUAUGUCUUAAGGUUGCUUUUAGCAAAUAUUCAGGAUGACUUAAUCGGCAAGAUCAUACCUCUGGAAGCUCAGGCGGACAUUGAGGACACUCUCCUGGCCUUUUCGAUGACCCCAUCACAAGCACCUUACCACCUUUCCCUUUAGCUGUCGACGCAUCGGCGCAGUAAUGACCAUUUGCUUUGGCUUUGUCGCAUUCAUCCCAAUCGCGAUUAAGCUGAAUGUGCUUGGGGUCGGCUCUGCAUUUACUGAAAUAGUACGACUGGUCAAAGUAGUGACACAUCUAUUGGAUAUGAGAUUGAAAGGGUAUGAGGAAGUAAUUUUGGUUUGUUGUACAUUAACCACUCCGAGGUGUUUCUAGAAUGUAGUUUUCAAUACACACGGCAGACUUCUCCAGCUAUAUACCGUGAGUGAAUUGCCCUUUACGGUCCCAAUUUAGGCACCGGGAGCUUUAGUGUACUUGAUUGGUUCAUAGUGUUAUUACUGGAGAUAUUGAGUAGCUUGGGGCAAGGUAGACAUCAUGCAUUAGAAUAAUAUGCAGGUAGUUACAGCGCAUACAUACGCCAUGCUGAUAUAAAGUGAUCUGCG
Messenger RNA from Cadophora gregata, 1608 nucleotides. RefSeq lists its product as uncharacterized. Gene Ontology annotation, cellular component: cytoplasm. Gene Ontology annotation, biological process: protein phosphorylation. Gene Ontology annotation, molecular function: protein serine/threonine kinase activity; ATP binding. The transcript has 3 exons. The record is from RefSeq and is a predicted model, not a curated record. Lineage: Eukaryota; Fungi; Ascomycota; Leotiomycetes; Helotiales; Ploettnerulaceae. The coding region runs from base 172 to 1017 and encodes 281 amino acids.